Periophthalmus magnuspinnatus is the source of this 3418-nucleotide messenger RNA. It is a transcript of the gene txnrd2.2, whose product is annotated as thioredoxin reductase 2, tandem duplicate 2. Gene Ontology annotation, biological process: glutathione metabolic process; cellular response to oxidative stress; cell redox homeostasis. Gene Ontology annotation, cellular component: cytosol; mitochondrion. Lineage: Eukaryota; Metazoa; Chordata; Actinopteri; Gobiiformes; Gobiidae. The record is from RefSeq and is a predicted model, not a curated record. Gene Ontology annotation, molecular function: flavin adenine dinucleotide binding; glutathione-disulfide reductase (NADPH) activity; thioredoxin-disulfide reductase (NADPH) activity. The coding region runs from base 10 to 1548 and encodes 512 amino acids. The transcript is spliced from 17 exons.
CAAAACAAUAUGGCUGCCUUGUGUAGAGGCAGGCACCGGUGGAAAACAUAUAACUUUUUAAAGGUUUUAACAAGAACGUUAACCGGAAAAUAUGACUAUGACCUGAUAGUUAUUGGUGGUGGAUCAGGAGGACUUGCCUGUUCCAAAGAAGCAGCUCAGUUGGGGCAGAAAGUGGCAGUGUUGGAUUAUGUGGAGCCUUCAGCCAUAGGUACUAAAUGGGGUCUUGGAGGUACGUGUGUCAAUGUGGGCUGUAUCCCCAAGAAACUCAUGCACCAGGCGGCUCUGCUUGGCACUGCAUUCAAAGAUGCCAAGAAGUUUGGCUGGCAAAUCCCAGAAGCUCUCUCCCAUGACUGGAGUACAAUGGCUGGGGGUGUGCAAAACUAUAUUAAGUCUCUGAACUGGGGUCACAGAGUGCAGCUUAAUGACAAGAAGGUAAAAUAUCUGAACAUGAAAGGAAGCCUUGUGGAUGAACACACCGUUAAAGGACUUACUAAAGCAGGCAAAGAGACAACUCUGACAGCUAAAAACAUUGUGAUUGCCACCGGAGGACGCCCUAAAUAUCCCACUAAUAUCCCUGGAGCAAUGGAGCAUGGCAUCACCAGCGAUGACAUAUUCUGGUUGAAGAAGUCACCUGGAAAAACACUUGUGGUUGGAGCAAGCUAUGUGGGACUGGAGUGUGCAGGGUUCCUCACAGGUAUCGGCUUGGACACCACUAUAAUGGUCCGCAGCAUUGCUCUCCGGGGCUUUGACCAGCAAAUGGCAGGUCUGGUAACUGAGUACAUGGAGGCCUAUGGGACUAAGUUUGCAUGGAAGUGUCUCCCCAGAAGAAUAGACAAACUCUCAUCUGGAGCAUUACAAGUGAUGUGGACAGACACACACACAGGCAGUGAACACCAAGACACCUACGACACUGUGCUCUGGGCAGUUGGUAGAGCCCCGGAGACUAAAGCACUAGGCCUUGUCAAGCUCGGCAUGGAACUCAACAAGGAGACUGGAAAAAUCAUUGUGGGAUCUGACGAAUCCACCUCGGUGCCAAAUAUCUAUGCGUUUGGUGAUAUUGGUGAGGGUCGACCAGAAUUGACCCCUACUGCCAUUAAAGCAGGACGACUCCUCGCUCGCAGACUGGCUGGCCAGAGCUCUCAGCUCAUGAACUAUGACAAUGUUCCAACGACAGUCUUCACUCCUCUUGAGUAUGGCUGUGUGGGUUUGUCCGAAGAGGAUGCUGAAAAAAGAUAUGGAAAAGAUGGCAUAGAGGUCUAUCAUGCUUUCUACAAGCCUCUGGAAUUCACUGUUGCAGAGCGUGAUGCCAGCCAGUGUUAUCUGAAGGUUGUAUGUGAGCGUGGUGAGAACCAGAAGAUUUUGGGUUUGCACUUUACAGGACCAAAUGCAGGAGAAGUUACACAAGGCUUUGCUCUGGGCUUCCAAUGUGGUGCUACAUACUGGGACCUCCUGAAUACAGUUGGCAUCCACCCAACUUGUGCUGAAGAGGUGACAAAAGUCCAUAUCACAAAGCGCUCAGGGCUGGAUGCCACAGUCACAGGCUGCUGAGGUUAAGUCUCCUCGGCCCAUAAGCACACAGGGAUCCUCUCUCUCCCUCUCCCUCUAAAAUACCUCCAUACAAAUGGCCAUGUGUCAGUAGAACAUUAUUGAAAAAAUGACUGCUUAUCCCUUCAACAUGCAAGCUAUGCAUAUUUGGUCCAAAAAUUAGGGUCUAAAAAUAAACAGGCACCUCGAUCAUGAUACAGCCCAUGUUUAAGGGUAACGUAGUCCGAACCCAAACUUUUCUCUGAAUAUUCUGCAAAUAUUGUUGUUUCUCUGGCUGUACUUCCUGUCCAUUAGUCUUGGAGGUGACACAUACCAUACACCCUCUCACCUCCACACCCCCAUGACACUGAUGGAUGGCCCCAGGGCCUUCGGCACAGCGACACCGCCCCAUUUCCCAUGGACACACACAAACAGUCAGUGGGCUGCUGUCAGUCAGCCAGGCCAGCAGCUCAGGGAACCCCACACUGUUUAGGUCCACUACGAGUCCAGCUAACCACAAAGCCCUUUUUUCCAACAUGAACUGCUCCUAACCAGGGAGCCACACAAUGCAGCUGACAGCAAGAGGAGACUGCAAUCCUAUACCACUAGCUUUAGCUACACUACUGACUUCUACCCAAAGAUGGCACUAUUGCCCUCCAAUUCCUACUAUGGUCUUCUCUGCACAGGCCCUUCUGAAUAUAACAUUCAACUAUAUGGAUGAUUCGCUUUUAAUCCCUUAAUCCCUUUAAAGAUAUGCACUUUUUGCUUGACAGGCAAAGGCUUUCUCUGAGCCAAACUGAUAAGGGCUAUCUGCUGUGUGUUUAUAUGGAUGGAGGACUGGCCUUAAAGAGUCAACACACUCCAAGAUAAGAUGAUUUGUUUACAUCAAUAAAACCGUAACAGUGGCAGUUAGUUUGGCAGAACACUCACCUAUUCUGAACAUCUUCAACCAAUUGUAGGUUUUCUUAGUAUAGGAGCAUUAGAGCUGUCAAUACGUGGGUUUCCACAAAAAUUGGUGGACCGGAGUGGCUUGUGGGAGUCGUUUAUUUUUAUUUGAAGUCUAAUCUGUCCAGUCUGAUUAAUGGGUUUGAUGAGGGGAGUGACAGAGUGCCAGGAGAUGGAGAGAGAGAAUGAACCAACUUGCAGGUUUAUUUGGAGCGGAGCAGAAAGAGAGCAAGUUUUAAAGUUUUGGCAAUAGGGAUGGAUGCGGGGAGGGAGGUGGAGGGUUCCUGUGUGUGCCGUGCUGAGGCCGAGGUGCUGACUGAAGGACCCUGACCUCCUCUCAGCGGGAACAGCUUGACUCUAUCACUCGGAGCACGGAGGGCUCACAUGCAUCGCACAGAGGGGCACAUCCCAGUUGACUUUGUUAUGGAGGGUGGGAUGGACAGAGCCAACCGUUGCAGCCAUGUUUGCCCGCUGUAAUUGAGUCCGUGUUCCUGUGCUUAACGAGCCACUUCAGAGACCCCAGACUGGCCCACAGCAACAUGAGGGAAGUCAUUCAGCCCAUUGGUGUAACUGCAAUGUCUGUUUGCUUUAAACCCUCCAUUUCCUUUCAGCUUUCGCUCAGCUACUCUGUUAUUUUAAACACAUUGUGUACAUUUGCAAGAAGAAAUUGUAAUUUUUUACUUCACAAAUGCAUGCAUUUGAUAUAUUUUUUCCUGGUGUUGUUGACAAUCUGGGCUGUGGAACUGUUUACUAAUGGGUCUAAGAUGAUUCCCACUGGUGGUCAGGGUCAUGUAUCGUUUUGGCCAACUUAUGAUGACCUGCACUAAAGCCCAAACCUGGGGAGUGCAGGCCUGAUGUCAAAUGGCUAACAAAUUCACUAUUGUAUUGAAUAUUGUUGAGAAUAUUUAUACACUUUGAUGAAAUGCAUAAUUUAUGUAAAACAAUAAAG